This is a messenger RNA of Colletotrichum karsti, 1116 nucleotides long. Its product is annotated as mitochondrial carrier protein. The transcript is spliced from 3 exons. Lineage: Eukaryota; Fungi; Ascomycota; Sordariomycetes; Glomerellales; Glomerellaceae. The record is from RefSeq and is a predicted model, not a curated record. Gene Ontology annotation, molecular function: transmembrane transporter activity. Bases 1 to 1116 code for a protein of 371 amino acids. Gene Ontology annotation, biological process: transport.
AUGCCCGCGACAGAAGUCGAAUACCACCCAAGACACCAUGUGGCGGCCCGCCAACCGACUGCGAUCAUGCCUCGUGCUCAAGAAGAGCGCCCGCAGAGGCUGGUCAAGCGGUACCGCACCGAGAUCGCCGCAAGCACUUCGAGCAUGUUCUCGACCGUCCUCGCAUUUCCCCUCGAUAGCGUGAAAACGCGAAUGCAAACCUACAGAUAUGAAGGCUUCCUCGAUUGCGUGAAGCACACCUACCGCACCGAGAACCUGAGAGGCUUCUUUCGGGGUGUACUCGCCCCUAUGGCCAGCGUCACUCUUGUGCGGACCAUUUCCUUUUCGAUUUACCAGCGCGCCAAGUACACGUACUCUGGCUGGAUCAAGCAAGCGUGGGGAGUCGACGUCCUGCAGCACGUCAACAAAAAGGGAACCUAUCCGAACUUUUACUCCGUCGCCUGCUUUGGAGUCGCUGGUGCAACCGCCGGUUCCUGCAUCACGCUCAUCGCCUGCCCCUUCGAAUUGACCAAACUCAGCGCACAAGUCGCCGUCCUACUAUCCGAUCAGAAGAAGCUCGCCGAAGCCAACUGCCGGGCUUCGAAUGGCCACCAGGUUGCGGCCAGUUACCAAAAUAAGGGCACCUUCAAAACCAUGUCCAACAUCAUUCGUCACCGGGGUGCUUUGGGGCUUUACACUGGCUUCAACUUGCACUUGUUGCGAGACACCCUGGGAACUGCCAUUUACUUCAUGGUAUAUGAGAGCGGCAAGCAGCUCGGAACUACAUUCGGCGGCGACCAUCCCACUACUAACAAGCUGGCCGUUGUCGUAUCUGGAGGUCUUUGCGGGAUAGUGUCCUGGGCAAUGAUCUGUACUGACUCCUGUGCCCCUGUCUGGUUACAGAGCGCUAACGCUGCGGCAGAUCCCAUCGACUCGGCAAAGAGCAUCUAUCAACGCAAUUCUCUGCUGUACUCCAAGGGACAGCAGGUCGAGCCACCUCCGAAGAUUGAAUUCUUCAAGAAACACAUGUACCGCGGCCUGGGAGUAUCCAUGGGACGGUCAUGCGCUGUAAAUGCCAUCUUUUUCUCUGCCUUUGAAUUCAUGAAGAAGCACGUCAAUUCGCUGGAUGACGAGUAA